Molecule: messenger RNA, 751 nt
Organism: Asparagus officinalis (garden asparagus)
Lineage: Eukaryota; Viridiplantae; Streptophyta; Magnoliopsida; Asparagales; Asparagaceae
Exons: 2
Coding region: 131-751 (206 amino acids)
Source: RefSeq, a predicted model, not a curated record
AGUGUGAACCCCAUCUUUUCGCACUUAGCCCCCCCCUACUUUUUAAAACAUUGCAUCUUUUUACCUUUUCAAUAUACAAUUGGCGGCCAAAACCGCACGUUUGAAUUGGCCAUCUAUAUAUAAGCUUGUAAUGAGCCCUCAGCUUGUCUACUACCACUUGCUGCAUUCUCUCCAUACACUACCCCCUCUCGAAUUAAGAUUAAUGUGCUUCGACAUGUCGAAUUUACCCAAAUUUGGGCUCGGCGGAGCUGAAGAGGGGGAGGAGGAGGCGGUAGAGUCGAGAGAACCGGCGUUAAUGGCGCCGGUUCUGUCGAGGUACCAUCGGGACCUGGAGUUUUCAGCAAUGGUGAACGCAUUGAGCCGGGUGGUCGCGGGGGAGCCGGACCCCGCAUUUUCUUCGUCGGGGUCUUCGCAGUCUUCUUCGUCGUCCGGGUUGAGGAUGGCGAGGGGGGAGGUGGGUUAUGGGCUGCAGCGUUAUUACCAGGCUGGCGGUCAUGGGUUCGGUGGUGGUGGUGGUUAUGGAGGAGGAGAGGGUUCAUCGAGUUUUAGCAUUGCAGGUUCUAGCCGAGUUGGUAAGUUGGAUGUGAGUAGUACGCACGAAUUUAAUUUCGUGGAAUGCCCGAGGGCCGUGCAUUGGAGGGUGCCCCUUAACGACUCCCGGGGGUUUGAUAUCCAUGAUCCGAGGGAUCGUGGGGGGGAUCGAGUUCCCUCCCCAAACCCAAUAAAAGAUUAUUCAUUAGGAAGACGGUAG